GAAGACCACAGUCAAGAUUACGUCAUCUAUCCAUCAUCAUACUUCUUCUUUUUAGUUCUUCCAUUCUUUCUGAAGCUCACUCUGUCCCUUUACAGUUGACACCAUAGUAAAAAUACCAAAUUUCUCCACCAUCCAGGAUUAUUCAAUGAGUUCUUUUCGUCCUUUCUUUGGGAAUGCUGUUUGUGCUGCAUUGACAGGUUUUGUUUUUCAAAUGCCUUUUUUUAUUUUUUCCAUAUUGCUAGGUAUUCAUAUAAUCAGGUAGUACGAGCUAGAUUUUAUGGAAUGUAUUUUUGACUGUGUUUCCUUUGUAAUUGAAAAAUGAAGGCAUAGUUAGUGCAGAAUAAGACCUUCUAUGUUAUUUGACAGGGCUGGGAUGAAACUAUGAAUGGUGGGCUGUAGUAAUUGUUGGUGGCUUAUACAUCGUAUUUUAAAGAGUUGUGAAAUUCAGGAUUAACUGAAUUAAUAGAUGAAGAUCACAUUAAUUAGUGAAGGUCAAAGAACUUGGAUGUAUUAUGCUUUAGUUCAUGGGUAGAUUGGUGGAUCUCAUUUUCUUUUGUGUAAGUUCUGUCUCUUAGUUGUUUUUGCUGAAGAAUCUUGUUUAUGUUCCUGGCAGAAUUUUUUUUUAGAUUUAGAGGAACCAUCCUCUAAUCUUAACAAGUAUGACUGGCAACUUGGUUUUGUGUCCUCUUGCAUCCUACAAUGGCUCUCCUUACUUAUCCUUCACAACACAAUGUCAUUCCGUGAGCUGCGGUGAUGUAGAGUUGGCUAAGCUGGUUUCCACCUCGCGUCUUAGGAACACUGAAGGUAUGAUCUGUUGCUUGAAAAAGGGGGAUUCAAACCAUCAAAAGAUCCAUCAAGAUGGUAGAUUUACCAGGGGAAAUUCUAGUCAGGCUUUUAGGUUAAGAACCUGGGAAACAUCGGCCACAUCUCUUGUUGAAACUGCUGAAGAACUCUUUUGUUAUCGCUUCAGGACAGAAACGAAUGAUCAGUUAAAGGUUCUUGUUGAGAAGAAGAACUAUAAAUAUAACGUGCAGGUCAAGUUUGUGACCUUACAGUUUUCUGUUAGAGAAAGUGAGCUUGUAAUGUGUUGGGGAUUGUUUAGGUGUGAUUCAUCAUGUGACUUACAAGGUUCUAGCUGGGAUGACCGAAACUGUACAACUGAACUUCCAUUCAAGCAGGAAACUUCAGGCACACUUUCGGUUGAGUUAGAUUUUGAUUUGUCUGCAGCGCCUUUCUACAUUUCAUUUCUCUUAAAGUCUCGAGUUAAUUCAGAUAUGAAAAGCCCUUACAUUAGGAGUCACAGGAAGACGAGGUUUGUUGUGCCAGUUGGUUUUAGUUCUGGGCAUCCUGUUCCGUUGGGUCUCUCCUACUCAGCAGGACACCUGAAUCUCGCGCUUUUUUCGCGAAGUGCCGAAAGGGUAAUUCUCUGCUUGUAUGACAGCUUGAAAACUGAUAAACCUGCUUUAGAGAUUGAUCUAGAUCCAUAUGUAAACAAAUCCGGUGACAUUUGGCAUGUUGCAGUAGAUGGCACCACUCCAUUCGUGAAAUAUGGUUAUCGAUGCAAUUUAGGCAUGGAUUCUGAACAAGACAACGUUCUCUUGGAUCCUUAUGCUAAAGCAAUUCAUCACCUGUCUGGUUCAUCUGUGACAUGCCUUGGAGAAUUGCAUGAGGAACCUCCAUUUGAUUGGGGAGAGGAAGUUCGGCCAUGCUUACCGAUGGAGCAACUAAUUGUUUAUAGGUUAAAUGUGAUGUGCUUUACGAGGGAUAAUUCCAGUAAGUUAACUAAUGAUAUCAAAGGAACUUUUUCUGCAGUUGCAGAAAAGGCACAUCACUUUAAGAAACUCGGUGUGAAUGCGAUCUUGUUGGAGCCAAUCUUCUCUUUUGAUGAUCAAAAAGGUCCUUAUCUACCCUGGCAUUUCUUCUCUGCAGCAAGCCAAUAUGGCGAAACUGCAUCUAUGAAGAAAAUGGUGAAGGAACUGCAUAAUAAUGGAAUUGAAGUUUUUUUAGAAGUUGUUUUCACACACACCGCAGAAAAUGCAGCUCUUAGAGUAAUUGAUCAGAGUUCCUACUAUUAUAAUGUCGAGAAGAAAGAUGAUAACUUGACAAGAACUAUCAACGCAUUGAAUUGCAAUCACCCUGUUGUUUCGCAGAUGAUAUUGGACAGCCUCCGCCAUUGGGUGACUGAGUUUCGGGUUGAUGGUUUCUGUUUCAUGAAUGCUGCUUCUUUGUUGAGAGGAUUCCAUGGAGAGGUCCUGACUCGGCCUCCAUUGGUUGAAGCAAUCGCUUUUGAUCCCAUACUUUCAAAGACAAAGAUAAUAGCUGAUUGUUGGGACCCCUUUGGAAUGAAGCCAAAAGAUAUUUCAUUCCCUCACUGGAAAAAAUGGGCAGAAGUUAACAGCAAAUUCUGUUUUGAUGUGAGAAACUUUCUGAGGGGCGAAGGACUUCUGAGCAAUCUUGCUACUCGUUUAUGUGGGAGCGGAGACGCCUUCUUGGAUGGUCGUGGCCCUGCAUUCUCUUUCAAUUUUAUCGCUCGAAAUUUUGGACUUUCUCUUGUUGAUUUAGUCAGCUUCAGUGACAACGCUACAACAGAAUUAAGCUGGAACUGUGGUGAAGAAGGUCCUACAGAUAAAGUUUCUGUUCUGGAAACACGGGUAAAGCAAAUUCGCAACUUUCUCUUCAUUUUAUUCAUGUCCCUGGGUGUUCCAGUGCUUAACAUGGGCGAUGAAUGUGGUCAGUCUUCUGGUGGAUCCCCUGCAUAUGCUGAUAAGAAUAACCAUUUCGAUUGGAAUGCAUUAAGAACUGGAUUCGGUACUCAGACUGUCGAGUUUAUCUCAUUCUUGAGUUCGUUGCGAAAAAGGCGAAGUGAUUUACUUCAGAGGAAGAAUUUCUUGCAAGUAGACAGAAUUCAGUGGCAUGGGAGCAACCAGUCUGUGCCCAAGUGGGACGAUGAGCAGAGCCAAUAUCUUGCCGUGACUUUGAAGUCCAAUGCUGAAGUAAGCAAAUCUGGCUACGGUGACUUGUUUGCUGCCUUCAAUGCAGCAGAAGGAUCUGAGACCAUUGUUCUUCCUCCGCCUCCUGCAGAUUUUAUGUGGUUUCGCUUGGUCGACACCGCCCUUCCUUUUCCUGGGUUUUUCACUGCCGAUGGUGCCCCAGUGGAGGAUGAACUUCUCAAAUACGAAAUUCAGUCCCAUAGUUGUGCUUUGUUCGAAGCUAGGAGACAACCAUGACCGGCAACCGGAUCUAGUUUUGGCUCACCACACAUCCAUGCCAGGUUUCUGUACCAUAGUUUCCCUCCGUUAUACAAGAUGCGAAUAAAUUACCAGUGAGAUGCAUUUCUCUCCUAUAAAUGAGAGUCCAUUUUUAAAUAUCUUUAUGAUCCUUCUUGUUAUUAGUUUCCCAUUAUGGCAUAGGAUGUUACCUUUUCCGAACAAACUACUAAGUUACUUGUGUUACUUUUCUUUUGUUUCUGCAUGGAUUACAAGAUAGGUUGUUACCUCAAAAUGGUGAUGCAUAGAUAUAUAUAUAUAUAUAUAUAUAUAUAUAAAUAUUUGAUGAUAUUUCUCAUUCAUUUACAGGGACAACUAAGCUUUGGCAGAAAUAGCAGUAAGCUUUCUUCUAUUGAACUAUAACAACAAAAUUUCUAAUCCUAACCAAUAUAUCUGAUGAUCCAAACCAAAAAAAAGAAAAUGAAGCUGCUAAUCAAUGUACAUUGGGGAAAAAACACAAAAAACCGGUGUACAUAUGGUCUCAUUCCCUUCAGCCAAUGCUAUCUAGGGCCAGAGAGGCGAACGGCCGAAAGAUAAGCAUCACUGUUAGUAUCUGAAGGGCCUCCUGAUGAGGUGCCAGUGCCUUCAUCACUUGUUGACUUGAAGAAACCUGAAUAAAGUCGCGACCCAAAUUGUGAAGAAGCUGGUGGUGUUUGUACAGGGCUGAUUCCUUCCAACAUCUGCACUACUUUAGCCAUUGAUGGCCUGAGUGACAUUUCAUCCUGAAUACACCAAAGAGCAACUUUGAUUGCAGUAGAAACUCUGUCAUCCUCUUCAUCCACUUUUAAACUCGCAUCGAUUAUGUCCUUAAGUUUUCCUUCUUCCAGCAUCUUAAAUGCAAAUGUUGGGAAAUGGGAUUUUUCUGAACUGACCGACGGAUCGUAAUUCUUCCUGCCACCGAUGAUUUCAAGUAGCACCAUCCCAUAACUGUAGACAUCACUUUUCUCUGAAAUGGCAUAGUUUGUGAUCCAUUCUGGGGCUAAGUAACCUCUUGUACCCCUUAAUGUUGUGAAAGCGAAACUUUGUUCUCUUGUCAUGAGCUUUGCAAGGCCAAAAUCGGAUACUUUUGCUAGGAAGUGGUCAUCUAGAAGCACAUUCUCAGGCUUGAUGUCACAAUGAACAAUCUUGACAUCACAGUCUUCAUGGAGAUAAGCCAGACCUUUAGCUGUACCUAGGGCAAUAUUGUAUCUGGUUUCCCAGUCUAACAUGAAUUCCCCUUUAUCUUUCCUGAAAAGCCAUCUCUCUAGGGAUCCAUUUGCCAUGUACUCAUACGCAAGAAGUCGAUGAGUCCCUUCAGCACAGAAGCCUUUAAGCCUCACCAAAUGAUGGUGAUGGAUGCUCCCAAUAAUGCUAACUUCAGCCCGAAAUUCCUUCUUCCCUUGACCAAUACCUUCCAGUUUCUUAACAGCAAGCUGUGUCCCAUCCGGGAGUGUGCCGUGGUAAACUGAACCGAAACCCCCUUGCCCUAACUUCACACUGAAGUUCUUAGUUGCAACUUGAAGAUCGUUGUAGCUGAAACGAACUGGCAUCCCUGAUAACGCCUCCAGGAAAUUUUCCUCUUCUGAAGUCUCUUUAGGAGAUUCAGGGAAUUCCUUGUUCUUCCUCUGGUAAUAACCAUAGCUUAAAUAAACCAUCCCGGCGAUGACAAACACAGUCGAAACCACUAUAACGAUCACGAUCACAAGGCGCGUUUUGUUGCUUCCACUUCCACCAUCACCUUGAUUCCCACCACUGCUUGAGACCUUAAUGUAAGCAGAAUAUGUAGUUCCCGUACCUGAGCCCUGCAAAGUUCCUAUCUGAUCAAACAAAAAGCAAUUCCCUGAAUUACUAUCGAAAAAUGCUGCAACACAAGAGCAAUUCCCUUGGCAAUGGCUCUUGCAGCCAUUUAGGUCCGUCUUAGAAGACGGUGACAUGAAAUUAAUAGCAACAUAACUCAGACUAUCCCCUGCAUCGACAAGCUCCAUGGAAUCCUGAGGUAAGUUGCAAUAAGAAGAGACAUUCCCUAGUUUACAAGAGGGAAGAGUGCACUGGCACUUUUUACCACUGUAACAAACAUAAGGCAUAUCGCACGCGGCUGGACUGCCACACUGAUCUUGCGGUAUUUCUGUUGGUGAAUCAGCCUUGGAACCUCCAGCUUGAAGAACACUGAACUUGAUGACACCAUCAGAUCCUACAACUGCAACCCAUGUAGCAUUUGCAUCAGUAUUGUCAGAGAAAAUGAAUUGCCAGAGAAGCAACUUGUCUUUAUCAUAAAACUUCCAAGAAUUGGCAUUCAGUGUGGCUGAAACCGCAUUUCCACCAUCUUUGUUGUUGAUUUUUCUGGUAUCUUUUCCCAUAGUCCAAUAAGGCUGGGGUGGGUUAAAACCUGCAGAUAAAACCAUAUCUCCAGAUUUGAUUUCCAAGGAAUAUGUCAAGUUAUUCUUGUCAGGAUUGCUCACAAGUUUCCUCCCUUCAACAAACUCCUGAUUUGACAAAAGGGUAUCAGUUGGUUGGCUAAAACUCUCCCAAAUCACACUGCUGUCAUUCCCAACAAUCCUCAGAUUCCCAGAAUCCAGCAAUUCCAUGGCUGCAACUCCUUUGUUAGCCGUAUCUGUAGACCAAAUAGUGGAACCUCCACUUUUCAAGUAGGCAUUUCCUGAUGUAUCGAACUUCAAAAGAUCUGAACCUUGGACUGGAUUUCCCCUGUUAGCCGUCCAUACUAUUGUGGAGCUGCUCCUGUGAAUCACCACAAGGAAGAACAAGGUGACAUCAUUUGGUGUGCUUUUAAAUCCAAAGCCAAAGUUUGAAUUGUUGGAAACCAGAAUCAAUCCAUCAUUGUCUAUCCAAGUCAUCUGUGCCCCUUCAAAUCCCAUGUUCAGUCUGCCUCUAUUUUGAAUACUGGCCUCACAUGUUUUUCCAACCAGAAAAAAUAGAACAAACAAGAACCAAAAAACUUUGAGAGGAAAUAAUCCCCAAUCUUUCCCCAUGGUAAGCCAAUUCCAGAAGAACAAUCCCAAACCCACCUCAAAAGCCUAAAGAAAUAUCAAUUCCAGCACAUGAUGAACACAGAAGAACAGUUAUAACGGGUGAAAGAUUGAAACUUGGCCACAAAAUUUUGCUGGAACAGCAGUUCGGAAUGAAGUUCAAAAGAACUCAGAAUAUCAGAAAGGAUAUGCCUUUGCAGCCUAGAAUUUAGGCGCAAACAAAGAUCAGGGAUUUGGAAAAAUAAGAUCAAAGAAAUUGAAUGUCCAUCAAUUGCAAAAGAGGCAGCUGAACAAAGAAACGAAACAAGAAGAAAAAAAGGGAGUCUUGGAAAACAAUGUAAAGAAGGCAGUGGUCCUCAGGCCUUUGACUUAACCAUGGAAAACAAUCCCAAGGAUGACUCAAAACCAUGGGGGUACUAUCUUCUUACCUAUACUAAUAAAUCCAGCCAUCCAAGUGGGACACUAAAGUUGAAGAAAAGAAAGAAGUGUGAAAUUCUGCUUGCAAACAAAAUCAAUGAAGCACAGAGGAGGUUAAUUAGGAAGGGAAAACAAGAUGGGGAAAAAGGAAAUAAAAAUUUUUAAUACUAACAAUCACGGCUGGCUGGCUGAGAGUGUAGGCCAUCAAGAAUUGAAGACAUGGGCUGAAAACAAACAAACAUAAUGACCACUUGGACUUCUUUUUUUUUUUUUUACUUAGGUUGAAAUUACAAGCCGAAAUGAAGCUAGAUUUAGCUAUAAAACAGAGUAUGAAUUUGUUUUAGGUGGUGAUGAUGAUGUCAAAAGAAUUUUGGAGAGAUCUGAGGAAAGAGAGGGUAGAAAAAUCAGACCAACAUAUAGCAAAUACAACAAUAAAAACAGCUAUUUGUAAUAAAUUGAGCACCCAAAAACACCCGGUAAUAAAUAAAUGAUUAGGGCCUUGGAUUAGGGGAUUAUACAAA
Oldenlandia corymbosa var. corymbosa is the source of this 7167-nucleotide messenger RNA. NCBI's taxonomy places the organism in Eukaryota, Viridiplantae, Streptophyta, Magnoliopsida, Gentianales, Rubiaceae. The record is from the annotation of a GenBank genome assembly.